Messenger RNA from Leptinotarsa decemlineata (Colorado potato beetle), 694 nucleotides. RefSeq names its product serine proteinase stubble. Gene Ontology annotation, molecular function: serine-type endopeptidase activity. Lineage: Eukaryota; Metazoa; Arthropoda; Insecta; Coleoptera; Chrysomelidae. The record is from RefSeq and is a predicted model, not a curated record. Gene Ontology annotation, biological process: proteolysis.
UUCAAUGCGUGAAGAAGUGAAUCUGAGAAGCGUUUUCGAAAACUGAAGAAAUUUCUUCAAGUUUACGCGUAUGGUGACCGGUAUAGUGAAGAAUUGCUCGAGUGCAUCCUCGAAGACGAUAAGUGAAAACAUAGACCACGCUCUACUUGCCGCUCAAAAAUGGAAAUUAAUUAUUUUAUACAAUUAGUUGCGUGUUUUGUUCUUAUAGUGUUUGUGAGGUGUUCCGUGAAUGAUAUUGAAGAUACCGAGAAAAAUUUAUAUGACAAGAAGCUUCUAUACUAUCCGCAGAAGACGAGAUUCUUCGAUGAUAUUGGAUUGAUUCCGCAAUCCUGCCGCUUUCGUGGGCACAAAUACGAAUGUGGAUUGAGCAUCAGCUGUGUACUUGGAGGCGGCCGACCUUUAGAUCUUUGUUCUGGAGGCAUGAUCUGGUCCUGCUGCGUCGAUAGAGAUACUUCGCACACACCUACACAUCGGCCCGAUGUAGGUGUCCUCAGUAAUGCUAACACAUACCAUCUAGUAAGCUAUUACCCCCCGGAUUCUGAAGACGAUCCAGACCUCAACACCGUGGACAAACCUUACAGGCCGAUUGCUAGACCCCACAACAGGCCGACCUAUCACGAAGAAGACCCUGCUGAGGAUUACGAUUAUGAAGAAGAAGAAACCUUCCCUGGUGGAGAACCACAUAACUACAGGG